CAUUUUUAUAUUAUUCUCAUAUUAAAAUGACAACAGCAGUUGACACUCAUGUUCGCGCAUGCAAAGAAUAAAAAACGCUAGAUCUAUUGAAAAUCGCAUUGAAAUUGUUUUAUAGUCUUUUUAAAGUGCAAACUGUGAGAAUAUUUAAUAAAAAACAACUCAGAAAGUUAAUAGAGAUUGUGAAAAUGAGUGAUAAUUCUUUAUUAUUUGGCGAAAAUGUUUCGCUGACUAUGAAUGACGCAGGGCAGCAUAUCGUUCUGGAAGCAACGCCUGUAGAAAUUGGUGGAAAUGGAGAAAUCAUAACGCAAUCUGCUCAGUAUGAAAUAUUAAGUGGAAAUUUAGAACAGAUUGUCGAAACUCAAUCAGGAGGAGAUCAGCGAUUAAAAGACUUAUUAAAAGAGAUGAAUAUAGAAGCCGCUUACGACAAGUUUUAUGCUUCUGGAAUCACAUUUGACCGGCUGAAGUACAUAAACUGUGACGACUUGGCGUUGGUAUUUCCAGGGAACGAAAAUAUCGGUUAUAGAGCAGAACUAAGGGAAAAAAUAAGGCUUUGGAAGCACAAUAACAAGAAUCUGUUUCGACUCUAAGUAUGAACUCAAAUAUCAAAAAUUGGAUUGAAAAUCAACCUCUUGACUCGCCAGCUACCAAUUCCACUUCGUCUGAAGUCACGGUAACGAUUGUUUUUAAGCGGUGCUUUUUUUCUAAAUUUAAUUUUAUUGUAGAGUGUAAU
Messenger RNA from Rhagoletis pomonella (apple maggot), 730 nucleotides. RefSeq lists its product as uncharacterized. Lineage: Eukaryota; Metazoa; Arthropoda; Insecta; Diptera; Tephritidae. The record is from RefSeq and is a predicted model, not a curated record. The transcript is spliced from 4 exons. The coding region runs from base 186 to 587 and encodes 133 amino acids.